Messenger RNA from Miniopterus natalensis, 1476 nucleotides. NCBI's taxonomy places the organism in Eukaryota, Metazoa, Chordata, Mammalia, Chiroptera, Miniopteridae. The record is from RefSeq and is a predicted model, not a curated record.
AUGUCCCAAUCUGACCAACAGAACAACCAGUCAGAUCUCCUUCCAGAAGCUCCCAACAACAACACCCAAGAUGAGGCUCAAGACCCUUCACCAAUUACCUACAUGCCCAGGGACAGCGCCCAAGACCCUCCUCCAUCCAUUCUCUACACUCGCCGGGUCAGCAUCCAAGAACAUCCACCCACUGUCCACACUCGCCGGGUCAGCAUCCAAGAACAUCCACCCACUGUCCACACUCGCCGGGUCAGCAUCCAAGAACAUCCACUCAUUCUCCACACUCCACCCAUUCUCCACACUCGCCGGGUCAGCACCCAGGAGACAGCACCCAUUAGUAACGAUAACCAAACAAGUACCCAGGAGACACCACCACCCAUUAGCAGCAGUCGCCGAGUCAGUAUUCAAGAGACACCACCAAUUAUCCACAGUUCCCAUUUCAAUACCCGAGACGUCCCACCAAGUUUCCAAACUCGCCGCUUCAGUGUCCGCAGGUCUUCGUUAGUUUCCCCCAUCCCCUUGACCUGUAUACAGUCAGUCGCCUGCACGACUGAAGACACUUCUGAAGACGACCUGCCAACAACCCAGACUCGCCACUUAAGUAUUAAAGGCUCGAAAGUAGCAAGCCGGGCCCAAGUGGAUGUCCCCCCUUCAAUUACUAACAGUCCCCAGGCCAGUAUCGAAAGCAUUGAUUCAAUUCUCUGCGCCUCCCAGGAGGUUUUCAAAGACUCUUUGUACAGCUUCCAAUUCAGCACAAGUUCAGACGACAGCACCAUCUACAGUAUACCACCAGGAAGCUUCGUGGCCAGUUCUAGCGGGUUUCAAAGUGGGCAAUUUCGCAGAUAUUCACAGCUGCCCAUAGGCACCCGGCUGCUGCAUGAGGCCAAGAAGAUCAGCCGCCUGCUGAGCCUGGUGCUGAGCCUGUUUGGCAUGGCGAUCCUCAGUCUCAUCACUCUAGGCCAGCCCUGGAUCCACUUCCAGGUGCCACUGUUGCCUCCUGGGGACCCUGCUGGGCCCAAGACCAUCCCCAUCAACACUAUCUUCUUUUUGCGGUGUGCUGACAUCUCCUGCCUGCGCGAGCAAGACCACAAAGCUUGUAAGGCCUGCCUUAGCCUCCCCACUCCUGGGACUCAUUUCUCCUCUGUCCCAGGGGCCCCUUCCUGCCUUCCCUGGGAUGACCCCACUGCCCCAGGUUUGUCCUGUCUCCUCUGCGAUGGUCCUCACUCCCGCCAGAUCACCCUCCCUUCCCCAGGAUGGUCCCCACUGCCCCAUCCUCACCGCCUUGCACCCAUCUUCACCUACACGCUCCAUCCUCUUACCAAUCUCCAAGCCCUCAGUAUCCCCAGCCACAGCCCAACACCAGCCUCAACCUCCUCCAGCCCUUAUCACUCAGACUUCACCUUCUGCCGGGUACCCAACUCCAUUUCCAGCCCCAGCCCCAGCCGCAGCCCAAAUCCUGUCUCACCACCACCACCCGCUCUGUGA